AUGUUCAUUUCAUCAAACAUCCCUCUCCCCACCCACACAUCCACUCACUCUAUCCAUCCGUGCCAUGGCAGGGAGCAGUGUGCGUUGGCAGUCUGGCACACACUGCAGCAACUCAUCAGCCCUGCACGCCCUCUCAUCACCGCCGCCGCUGCCGCUGCUGAUCCUGCCGCCACUGCUGCUGCUGGAAGUUCUUCCAAAUCCCCCGCUGUUGCCGAGCUUUCAGCCCACACCUCCCCCUUGCUCCCUCCUCUCCCUCCGCCCCUUCUCUCCGAGCUCAUCAGCCUACUCGUCUUGUUCAAUCGCCUGCUCCUCCCCCCGAUCCUCCCCCCACCCGGCCCGUUUCAUCACGGCUCGCCCUUACCCCGCCCGACUCACUGCUUCGACCUGCGCCAGCAGCCGCACCUGUGGGCGCUGCUAAGGCUAGGCCUGGUGUCAAAGGACGGUCUGACUCACAAGCGAGCCUCGUUCCUGCUCCAAGCAGCCGUUCCCGCUUGCGACCCCAUUCGCAGGAGCGUGAAAAGGGAGCGGUGGGCGGAGGAGGAGGUGAUAGGGAUUAUCCAUGAUGGGAGAGGUGGAAGUGGGGCUUUUGGUGGGGUGGAGAGGGGUGGAGAGAGGGAGAAGGAUGACGGUGAAACAGGGCAGGAGGCUGAGAGCAGCAAGCAGCAGCAGCAGCGGCAGGCGGAGGAGGGGGUGGAGGGAGCAGAAACAGCAGCGGAAAAAAGGGAGCAAAGGGAGAGGCAGUGGGAGGAGCAGGCGAGGGUGGUAGCAGAGGAGUUGGAAGAGGUGCUGAGGAGAAGUGAGCGGUGGGAGGCGCUGAGCCUGGUGCUGAACACUCUGGAUGAGUUUGGAGUGCAUCUGUCAGAAGCUGUGUGGGACCCACAGAUGUCUUUCCUGCUCUCCUCCACUGCAGUUUCAUCAACCCACUCACAGCAGUCCACUGGCUCUACCAUUGGCACUGCUGCUGCUGCUGCUGCUGCUACUGGGCCUGCUACUGAAGUGGAUGCAGUAUCUCCAGCUCUGUCUUCUUGGGGCGUUGCUAUACCCGAUGUGGACCUCCCUUUUAUCUGCAUUGCAUGGACAAGAGGCUUCUCACACAACAACCCGCAAGUUCGCCGGCUGGUCAUGUCAUCUUUCCUCCGCUGCUUUGGAUGUGAUGUUGACUCGUCUCCUGCUGCGCCCAAGGACAUGGCAUUUGCAGGGGAAGAGGCAGAGGCAGAGGCAGACACGCAAUUGCACACUGCAGCAGCAGAGAAAGGAAGAGGAACCACUAAGGGUGAUGGAGGGAAGCAGCAGCAGCAGCAGUGGGAAGUGGGGCGUUUACCCCUGACGUUCCUGCUAGAUGUCUUCCUACCUGCUCUGGAUAACCCCUCUUGCCAUCCGGAUUUCGGUACGCCACCCAUUUUCAUCCUCGCGUUGCCUGGUUCUCCUAUUCUCCUUCCACUUUCCUACCGUCUGCUGCCUUCCAAAUCCGAUUCUUGCAUCAGGGAUCGAUACUCGUCCACUGUUGCCGAAGCAGCAGCAUGCAUCUUUGCCCAACUAUCGGCCUCUCUCCCAGCCCGGUAUGCAUGGCACCUCUGCCUGGUAUGCUGUUGCCCACCUCUGCGCCUGGCACUGCCAUUGCCAUUCGCAUUUCAGAGCUCGUGCUCUUCUCGUUCGUCGUCUUCUCUCCACCGGAAUCACCGGCCUUGUUCUUGCGAAAAUGAAACCGCAGCUCGCAUCAUUCCCACCCCACCCACCUCCUUCCCCCUUCCCCUAACCCCUCCACUCCACUCCUCACCCCCUGUACCCCCCCUCUUCGCUCCAUUCUUCCCUUCAACUCAAAGCCUGUCCGCUCCUCUUCCACAGCCCGCCCCCAACCAAGAUCAACAUCAUCACCACAAAGCCCGUCCGCUCCUCCUGCAGCGACUGCUGUGCAGCAUGAUUAGCAUCAUGCCCGGGCGCAUAGGCCACAUGACAUGCGCCAUGUGCAUCCAUGCCGCUGCUGUGCCUGCUGCGUUCCUCACUGCCAGACACAUGGCGCGGGGCACUGCAGAGGCCGGGGAGGGGGGCGCGGGAGCGAAGGGGAAGGAGGGGACGGAGGGGAAGGAGGAAGGGAAGGCGUUAUCACAGGACAAUAUGGGUUACUUGAAGGAUCUGGUUGCGUGUUUGGAGGAGGGGAGGACGGGUGAGGGCGUGGAGCAGGAAGUGCAGUUGGCGAUGCUGUUUUGUCAAGUACUGGAGAUGGCACGGAGGCACUUUAACCCGGCCUUUCGGCUCAAAGGCGCGAAGCCUCAUGAUGCGAGUGACAUAUCUUGGCUUGCGGGUAUGGAGGCGAGCAUCCGUGGAUGGGUGGGCGGCUGUGUUGGGAGCGCCCUGGAGCUGUGCCACAAGAGCAAGUGGCGGCACACUGAGGUGGAGGCAGAGCUACUGCUGGGCUGUCUCGAGCUGCUACAGCCAGUGUGCCAUCUACUUGCUGUGGGCGCCGUAGCAGCACUGCCGUCACAGCAGCAGCAACAGCAUCCGCUGCAGGGAAGCGAGGAGGGGCCGGGAGGAGGAGGAGGAGGGGCAGGAGGCGAGGGGAGAGGAGCGGCAGGAUGGGAGAGUGGAACGGCAGGAGGGGCAGGAGGGGCAGGAGGGGCAGGAGGGGCAGGAGGGGCUGGAGGGGCAGGAGGGGCGGGAGGGGGUGAAGGGGCGGGAGGGGCAGGAGGGGCGGGAGGGGCAGGGGUGCUGUGGUUGUUAGAGGCGGUGGUGGAGGUGGCAGGGGCAGCGGGCAGGAGUGGCGGGGGAGUGGCGCGCAGCAGAAUGGCGCAGCUGCUGGAGGUGAAGUGGGACUGUGUUGAUGGACUGCUGUGCGCCGCACUGCUGCUCCGUGCUGGUGGCAGCAGCUCAUCAGCAGGAGUGGCAGUGGUGGAGGGUGAGGAGGAGAGGGAGAGGGAGAGGGAGAGGAUGGUUGCGGUACAGCAGGCGCUGCUUGAAGAUGCUGCUGAUAGCCCGCGCACCAUGCGCCUCUUCUCCAUGCGCCUCUUCUCCAUGCGCCUCUUCUCCAUGCGCUGUCACCACCGCUCACCGCCUUCCCCCAUCCCGCUCUCCGUCUCUCCCCCUCUCCCGCUGUCUCCCUCUACCCAUCUCCACCCCAAUCAGAUGGUAGCGCGCCUAAUGACUCUAGCAGAGCGCAGCCCGCGCACCAUGCGCCUCGUCUCCAUGCACUUCACCUCGCUGCUCACCGCCUUCCCCAGCGCCGCCUGCUUCUACCUCCCCACGCUCAAGGCGCUCACUCUGCACGGCGCAGAUGCGGUGGACGAGGAGUUAGAUGGGGAGGUGGCGGAGAGUGCAGCAGCAUCACAUGAGUACUGCCACCUUGCCAGGAGCCAUGAUGCGGAGCUUGCACAUAUUCACAGAAGGAAGGUUCGGGUGUGGCAGAUGCUUGCGCUGCUCUCUCCGUUCAUAUCGCAUGACAUGCUGCCAUCUGUCACUGCCCUCUACGGCAGGGCUCUAGAGCGCAACAACAUGCCGUCAGUGCGGCAGUAUGUGGAGAUAUUCGGCGUCCUCAUGUUCCUCCACUUCCCACACCUGGUGGAGACACACGUGUUGAACCAUCUCCAGAACGCCAAUCUCAAGACACAGGCUCAAGCAUCAUACGUGCUAAUUGCAGCCUGCCUCAUUCUCCACACCAAGGACUCCUCCCUGCAACUGCUGCACCUGCACCAGCUACUCCCCGCAACGCUCCCCUACGUCACCAGCCACCACCACAAUCUACGCACCUUCACCCAGGUGUUGCUGCACCGCGUACUUAGACGCUUUCCUCAGCUUACAGGCAGCGCUGGUGGCGGCGUAGACAGUAGCAGUGGCGACGGCAAUGCGGGCAGCGGCGGCGGUGGGAUGCAGAGUGGUUCAAAUGAGGUUCCGUCGUCCAGCAUUGUCAGCGGCAGCAAGGUGUUUCAAGCCAUAUGGACGUAUCUCAACACCAACACGGAUUGCGCUCGGGUGCGUGUGGCGGUCGAUCGCUACUUUGACACCUUCGACCCCGAGGCAGCAGCCACGCCUCGGGGCAUGUUCCUGCGCUCCUUCUUUGAUUCCCAGCUGGAGCAACCCGGGAGAACAGCAGCAGAGGUCGCAGGGUCUCAUCCCUUUGAGUGUGCACCCACCGCUGUUCUGGACCGCGUUACAAGCUUCCUCAAUUUUGCCCGGGAGUCACUACGAGCAGCCAUGGCAGCCGAUGCAGCAGCGCUUGGUCUUGGGGGGACUGGCACUGCAGCAGCAGCUGAGGGCCACGAAGGAGAGCCAGGGGUUGAAGAGGGAGGAGGAGGAGAAAGUGGGGCAGGAGCAGGAGCGGGAGCGGGAGUGGGAGGUGGAGGACAGGCGGACUUUCAGAGAAAGAAGCGGGUGUUGGAUGCAGGCCAGGGAGGGGCAGGACCGCAGCAGCAGCAGCAGCAGGUGCAGCAGAGGCAGGGAGUGGAGCCUCAAGCUGCUCUGCUCCAAGCUUUACGCAUGCGGUGGGAGUCGGAGCAGCAGCAGGGAGAGGAGGCGCAAGAAGAAGCACUGCUGCGAGGCCACGUGGAGGGAAGGGAGGGGCUGCUGCAGGCCGCCACAGGCACCCGCCAGGACAUCAUCGUUGUGGCUUCCCUUAUCGGCCGUAUUCCAAACCUUGCCGGCCUCGCCCGGACAUGCGAGGUGUUCAAGGCCAACCGUCUAGUUCUCCAGGACACAUCGGUGGUAAAUGACAGGCAAUUCCAGCUCAUCAGUGUCACAGCAGAGAAGUGGGUUCCAUUAGAAGAGGUUCCGAUACCAGCAUUGGCGAGCUACCUGGAGCAGCGACGAGCCCAGGGGUACACUCUGGUGGCUCUGGAGCAGACUGCAAACAGUAUGCCCAUUCAUACCUAUGACUUCCCUGCGAAAACGGUGCUCCUGCUUGGUCGGGAGAAAGAGGGCGUACCAGCUGAUCUCAUCCGGCUCUUGGAUGUCUCGCGUCGCGUGGCUCCCGUGCCGCAGCUCAGCUGUCUCUCUGGAUGCGAUUUCCAACCAGACGUGGUGCAGUGUGUGAACGUGGGGUCGGACGGAGUGGCGGUGCAGUGGCGUUGCGAGGCGGAGCUGCCAUCGCACCUGCAGUUCGGCGUCACGCAAGUCUCCUGCGAGGGAUUUGAUUACCCGGAUGACCCUCGCAUCCUCUAUGGCAGCUGUGGCCUGCAGUAUUCCAUUGUGCCCGUGCCAGGAUCUCAGAAGAAGGAGAAGAACAAGGGGUGGUUCAAGCAGCAAAAGAAGCAGCACUUCCAGCACCACCAGUACCAGCAGCAGCCAGAGCGUGAGGAGGGGUCGUGGCUGGGUCGGCUGCUGACAUGGGCAAUCAUCACCUACAUUGCCGUUCUCGCUCUGCGCUCCUGCUGCUGCGGCACCUCACGCCCCUCAGGUGGACGGCCGGCAUCGGGGCAGGCAGGAGGGUACUAUCCCCCUCCACCGUCUCCCCCUCCUCCUCCCCCACCCGGAUCUGACGACUUCUGGGGAGGUCCGAAAGGUUCCACAGGCUUUGCUGCAACAGCCCCUCCUCCCCCUCAGCCAGUGCCCACAUGGGCCUCAGCAGCCACAGGCUUUGGCCUGGGAUACCUGUUCGGCCGCAGGAGACCCACAGCGCCUCCUCAUGAGCAGUACCAGUACCAGCAGCGUGGGUAUGAGGGGCCGAGGGCUCCUAAUCCUUGGCCCAGGACUGACAGUGCAGGGAGCAGUGGGAGCGGGCGCAGGGGGGAUGAUGACACGCAUACUGCCACUGCGACGACAUCAGCCAUGGCAUUUAGGGCACUGUUCCUCGCCUGCAUCUUCCUUCUCGUGUCGUCGUCCGCCUUGGCGCAGCGUGGUCCGCCUGGCGGAGGCCCUCCCGGCGGUCAGGGAACGGGGGCCGCGCGCGGAGGCCCUGGUGCCGGUCCCGGCGGUUCCGGCGGUCCCGGCGGACCCGGCGGUCCUGGCGGAAACUCGCCGCACGGGCCUCCGCUGAACCUGACGGCCGUCGGAAAUCUGACGGCCGAUGUUGGCGCGCAAUUGGCCAACUGCUCCGCGGAUCAGGCGAUCCUUGACGGCCGCUUCCACGUCGCCAUCUUCAAGAACGCCAGCGGCAACUAUAACCUCCUAGUCGAAGCGCUCCUGGUCGACGCUGCGGGCGGUCCGCCCGACUCGCUCGCGAUCGUGAAGGGCGCCGUGUGCGACGCCGCCGCGACGGCCGUCCUCGCGCAGCCGCUCGCCGCGGCGGACUGGCAGCAGCGCGCGGGGUGGUGGCUGCUGCACGCGGAGGCGCGCCUCGACGCGUUCUUCGAGAACGCGGACGCCGCCACCGUCGACGCGCUGCUCGCGGUGCUCCCCACCGCCUCGCUUCCGCCCACGAGUGGCGGCGGGCGCAACGGCGGCGGCAGCGCGGGGGGCGCGCGGAGCGGGCAGGGUGGGAGGCGCAUGGGGCGGGAGCUGCUGAUGCGCGCAGUGGGCCGCGCUGCUAGGCAGGGGGGACAGAAGCAGGGGCGCCAGCAGCAGGGGCGCCAGCAGCAGGGCGGGCAGCAGCAGGGCGGGCAGCAGCAAGGGGGAGCGCAGCAGCCGCCUGCAGGUGGCUUUUUAGGCGGAAUGAACAGCACAGUGAGCGGGUACGCUGUGCUGGCGCGCAGCAGCGCAGCAGGUGUGACAUGGGGUGGGCAGCUCAUGGGGGCCAAGAUACCCGCCGCUGCUGCUGCUGUUUAA
Molecule: messenger RNA, 6690 nt
Organism: Closterium sp. Yama58-4
Lineage: Eukaryota; Viridiplantae; Streptophyta; Zygnematophyceae; Desmidiales; Closteriaceae
Source: the annotation of a GenBank genome assembly